AUGAAAUUAAAUACAUUAAUUUCGUUUUUCUCUUUUGUGUGUCUUUUUUUUCGUGUGCUUUCUUGUGAAGGAAUUCACGAAAAAAAAAAAAUUAAUUUAAAAAUAGAAUUAAUCGAUAAAGAUGUGUUAUUAUCGGAUGAUCAUUUAAAAAAAGAGAAAGUUAUUAUGCAAGAUGGUAGAAAGAUUAAAAUUAAGAAUUUUGAAAGAAUUAAAGAGAAUGUACUUGAGAGAGCUAUAAUUGUAAAGGAGCUUGAUAGAUUGAAAUCUAUCAAUACAAAAAAGGAAGCUAUAACUUUAGAAACAUUAGAUGACGAUAAUGAUGAUGAUGAAAACAAUGAAGCAUCAUCCAAUGAUGAAAAUAAUAAUGAUAAAAAUAAUAGUAAUGAAAACAAUAUUGAUGAUAGUCAACAAGUUGAUGAAGAACAAAAUAAUAUGAAAGUAAUUUCUUCAGAAGAAUCUGUAGAGAAUGAUAUUCAUAUGUUACGUAAAGUUUAUCAAAGGGAUUCAGAGAAUGGUUCAACAACCUAUUGUUAUAUGAGAUAUACCUUUAAUUUUAAUUUGGAAAAAUUAAAUGAAAACAGUAGAAGCCAACUAUUUAAAGGAUUAGAUAAGACACUUGAUUAUUUAUCCUUUUUACCAAAAAAUGAAGAUGUAACAGACACUGAAUCAAUACUAGAUAAUGAAUAUAAGAUGUUAGAUAAUACUCUUGGGGACACUGAUCCUAUUGUUUCUAAUGUAGAAUUGAAAAAUUAUAAUUUUGAUAUAAUUAGUACUUCUGAAUAUGCUGAUACUAUAGAUGAAAUUAUAAACUUUUUAAAUACACGAAAGGAUCAUUUAAAUAUAUCAACCUCUCUAAAAUAUAAAUUAAUGGAAGCAAAAAAUAAUUUAAAUAAAUAUAAUAAUAAAGACAUGUCAAUGAAUAAUCCACGUGAUAGUAAUCUAUAUCUUUGUGAAUGGUUACAACAUUUAAAUAAGGCUUUUUUAGAAAAGAAAAAAGCAUUGGAAUUGUUGAAUGACACAAAGGAUAUAAAAGAAAAUUAUAAUGAUAAAUUAUUUGCGAAUUCAGUUGAUCAAUUAUUUUAUUGUUAUAAUUUAUUUGACGUGUCUAAUGAUAGUAUAGAUUCCUUUUUUUUGAAUAAUAUGGGGAAGAAAAAGGAAUCUGAAGAAGUUAAUAUUAAUAUUCAUAAACCAUUAUCCAGAGAAUUGUUAAGUAAGAAUAUUGAUGAUAACGCUGAUGAUGAACUAACUAAAUGUAAAUCCUUUUUAAGUUUGAUAACCCCAAAUGAACUAUUUUUAAAUGAUGAUUUGGGUAUUUCACAGAAUGAUAUGGUAAAAGCUGAUAUUGAUAUGAAACAAGAGGAAGACGAAGAUGAAGAAUAUGAGAACAAUAAAAAUAAUGAUAUGUUAUUGAACAAUUUAAAUGUACAAAAUAGAGAUAAGCUUGUUAAAAGUAUGGAUGAAGAAGAUGGUGUAGAAGGUUCGAAGAAUUAUGAAAUGAAUAACAGUGAAAUGGAUUCAUUAGAUGUAUCGUCUUUAAGAAAGAAUAAAUCUUAUUUAGAAAACAAAGAAGCGUUUAGUCAAUUAACACAGGAGAUAAAAAAUGACGAAAUGACAGAGGAUUAUGACUACAGUUAUGAUAUUGACAGUGAAGAAGAGAAUAAAGAGGGAACUUAUGAAGAUAGUGAUGAGGAGAGUGAUGAGGAGAGUGAUGAGGAGAGUGAUGAAGAGAGUGAUGAAGAGAGUGAUGAAGAGAGUGAUGAAGAGAGUGAUGAAGAGGAUGAUUAUGAUAAUGAUGAGGAGAGUGAUGAAGAAUUUGAUGAAGAGGAUGAUUAUGAUAAUGAUGAUGACAGUGAUGAAGAAUUUGAUGAAGAGGAUGAUUAUGAUAAUGAUGGUGACAGUGAUGAAGAAGUAUAUGAUAAUGAUUACGAAAAUUUACAUUACAAAGGGAAAGAUAACUAUUCAAAUUACAGUUUAAAAAGUGCUUUAAGUGAUUUAGCUAAAAGCGGUACUAAUCACUUAAUAGAUAAAGCAACAAAUAGUAUUUCAAGUGCUUUAAAAAAAAACUUUAAUAAAAAAAAAAUAACAGAUAAAUCAAAUAAGCUCUUCGAUAAAAUAAGCAAGGGUCUUAAUAAUAGUAAAAAAAUGAUUAAUAAAACAAAGAAGGAUAUUAAAAAAGGGAUUAACAAAGGGACAAAACUUAUAAAAGAUACAAAAAAGGAUUUAAAGAAACAUAUUCAAAAUACUAAAGAAAAAGGAAAGAUCUUGACUAGAAAAGCUAAAAAGGUAGUUAAAAAAGGUAAUGGCAUAGUUAAAGAAAAUGCCCAAGUUGGAUUGAAUAAAGUAAAAAAAGGAGCAAAAAAUGGUAUAAAUAAAGUAAAAAAAGGAGCAAAAAAUGGUAUAAAUAAAGUAAAAAAAGGAGCAAAAAAUGGUAUAAAUAAAGUAAAAGAAGGAACAAAAGAUGGUAUAAAUAAAGUAAAAGAAGGAACAAAAGAUGGUAUAAACAAAGUAAAACAAGGAACAAAAAAUGGUAUAAACAAAGUAAAAAAGGGAACAAAAAAUGGUAUAAACAAAGUAAAAGAAGGAACAAAAAAUGGUAUAAACAAAGUAAAAAAGGGAACAAAAAAUGGUAUAAACAAAGUAAAAGAAGGAACAGAAAAUGGUAUUAAUAUAGUAAAAGAGGGUGUAAAUAAUGGUAAAAAUAAAAUUAAAGAAGGUUCAAAGGAUGGUAUAAAUAAAUUAAAGAAUGAAGUAGAUAAAGGUGUUAAUAAAGUAAAAGAGUACGCACAAAAUGGAGUUAACCAAGUUAAAAAUGGAACAAUAAAUGCUUUAGAAGAUGCUAUAAAGGAAAUAUCAAAACCUACUGGAAAUUUACGCUUUAAAGAAAAAGAAGGUAUUAAUAAAGUGAAUACAUCACCUAAUAAAGUUACAAAUAAAAAAGGAAAAACACCAUUAAGUAACACAAAAUCUGAUGAAAAAAAAAAAUCAAAUGGUCGUAAAAUGUCUCUAAUAAGUUUAACAGAAGUAUCAAAUAAGAAAUCCUUGAAUAAGAACAAAAUUAAAAAAGAGAUAAACAAAAUUAAUAAAGAAUACAAAAAACUGAAGAAAAUGGAAAACAAAAUGAAGAAAGAAUUGAAUAAUCCUAUUCCUUCAGACAAAAAAAUUAUAUCAGAGUUUGAUGAUUUUGAAAAAUCAAAUGAAGUUAAAAAAAAUAAGAAUAUAUAG
Messenger RNA from Plasmodium reichenowi, 3222 nucleotides. RefSeq names its product secreted ookinete protein, putative. Bases 1 to 3222 code for a protein of 1073 amino acids. The record is from RefSeq and is a predicted model, not a curated record. NCBI's taxonomy places the organism in Eukaryota, Apicomplexa, Aconoidasida, Haemosporida, Plasmodiidae. The transcript has a single exon.